AGUCACAUUGGAUGGCGAAAAGAAGCUAAAAGAUUGCUGCUGGUGAUGACAGAUCAGACAUCUCAUCUUGCUCUUGAUAGCAAAUUGGCAGGCAUAGUGGUGCCGAAUGACGGAAACUGCCAUCUGAGAAACAAUGUCUACGUCAAAUCAACAACCAUGGAACAUCCCUCGCUAGGCCAACUUUCAGAAAAGCUAGUAGACAACAACAUUAAUGUCAUUUUUGCAGUUCAAGGAAAACAGUUUCAUUGGUACAAGGACCUUCUACCCCUUUUACCUGGUACCAUUGCUGGUGAAAUACAGUCAAAGGCUGCAAACCUCAAUAAUUUGGUAGUAGAAGCUUAUAAGAAACUCAUUUCAGAAGUAAAAGUUCAGGUAGAAAACCAGGUACAUGGUGUCGAUUUUAACAUUACUGCCAUCUGUCCAGAUGGGAACAGAAAACCAGGCGCUGUGGGAUGUGGGAACGUGACAAGCAAUGAUGAAGUUCUUUUCAAUGUAACAGUUACAAUGAAAAAUUGUGAUGUCACAGGAGGAAAAACAUAUGCAAUAAUCAAACCAAUUGGUUUCAAUGAAACCACUAAAAUUCAUAUACACAGAAGCUGCAGCUGUCAGUGUGAAGACCACAGAGGACCUGAAGGACAGUGUGUAGAUGAAAUUCUCCUAGAUCCCAAGUGUGUGCAGUGUGAAGAGAGUAAGUGUCAUUUUGAUGAAGACCAAUUUCCAUCUGAGAGUUGCAAGUCACACAAGGAUCAACCUAUUUGCAGUGGUCGAGGAGUUUGUAUAUGUGGGAAGUGUUUGUGCCACAAAGCUAAGCAUGGAAAAGUGUAUGGGAAAUACUGUGAAAAGGAUGACUUUUCUUGUCCAUAUCACCAUGGAGAUAUGUGUGCUGGUCACGGAGAGUGUGAAGCAGGCAGAUGCCAAUGCUUCAGUGGCUGGGAAGGGGAUCGGUGCCAGUGCCCAUCAGCAUCAGCCCAGCAUUGUGUCAAUCCCAAGGGGCAGGUGUGCAGUGGAAGAGGCACAUGUGUGUGUGGCAGAUGUGAAUGCACUGAUCCCAGGAGCAUCGGGCGUUUCUGUGAACACUGCCCCACCUGUCACACAGGCUGCAGUGAAAACUGGAAUUGUAAGCAAUGUCUUCACCCACACAAUCUAUCUCAAGCUGUACUUGACCAGUGUAAAACCUCAUGUGCCCUCACAGAAGUGCAUUAUAUGGAACAAACACCAGAAUGUUUGUCUAGCCCAAGCUACUUGAGAAUAUUUUUCAUCAUAUUCAUAGUUACUUUCUUGAUUGGGUUGCUUAAAGUCCUUAUCAUUAGACAGGUGAUACUACAAUGGAAUAGCAAUAAAAUUAAAUCCUCAUCAGAUUACAGAGUGUCCACCUCAAAAAAGGACAAAUUGAUUCUGCAAAGUGUUUGCACAAGAGCUGUAACCUACCGGCGUGAGAAACCUGAAGAAAUAAAACUGGAUAUCAGCAAAUUAAAUGCUCAUGAGACUUUCAGGUGCAACUUCUAAGCAAAGAUAAAAAAAAAAUUUUAUGGAAAACUGGAUUUUUAAAAUAAUUGCUCCUAAAAAAUAUAAUUUUAAAAGUCACAGGAGGAGACAAAUUGUUUGAGAUCAUGCCAUUCCUGGUUGCUUACUGGCAAACAUCCUCAAUGUCAUGUGACUCACACAGCUGCUGAAUUUUCCAGAGAAAAAUGUGUCUUACUACUGUUUAAGACUAGUGUCAUUGUAGCACUUUACUGUAAUAUAUAACUUAUUUAGACCAGCAUAGAAUGUAGAUCAUCUGAAGAGCACUGAUUACACUUUACAGGUACCUGCCAUUCCUAUGCUUCCCGUAAAGACAAAAUGCGUGAGACAGGUUAGCAUUGUGUCCUUACAAGGGUGCAGUAAUAAUUCCUGCACAGAACAUGAAGAUGAAAGUAAUAGUCCAGCAGUUCCAUACAAAAGUUGCCGAACAGUUUAACAAUUGGCAGUGACUAGACAAGAACAACCAGACGAAUAAAUUAUUAAUGCUUCACUCCUUCAGGAAGUGAACAGAUAGACUCUUAAUAUUAAGGGAUAUUGUUUCAAGACUGUGUAGUUUGAUACAUGUAUAUGUUUUCUUCUUUUUACAAAAUGGAUACUAAUUCCAACAUUCGCUCCCAUUUUCAUUUAUAUUUUGUUUUUUCCCUUCCAGAAUAGUUUAUUAUAUAUGUGACAAAUGACUGGACUAAAUAAGUGCUAAGUUACUACUGCCAUAAAGACCUAUAAUAUAAUGUCACUUUAUUAUAAUACUGGUUUUAAAAGUUGAAUGUUAA
Messenger RNA from Castor canadensis (American beaver), 2291 nucleotides. The record is from RefSeq and is a predicted model, not a curated record. NCBI's taxonomy places the organism in Eukaryota, Metazoa, Chordata, Mammalia, Rodentia, Castoridae.